Molecule: messenger RNA, 834 nt
Organism: Pecten maximus
Lineage: Eukaryota; Metazoa; Mollusca; Bivalvia; Pectinida; Pectinidae
Exons: 17
Source: RefSeq, a predicted model, not a curated record
AUGCCGCCUCUGGAGAUCACUGAAGAAAUGAUUGCCAAUGAAGCUGCUUCUAUUGUAGGAAGUAUGAAUUGUCCAUAUGCUGCUGCAGCAGGGAAAGCAGCAUCAGGGAAAGCAGCAUGCGUGGCGGCAAAAGGAUCAGAAUCGGCUGCAACUUCCCUUUUGGGACCUGUGUUGGUAGGAGGCGCUGUUUUGUUUGGAUCCUACUACCUUGGAACCAAGUAUUCUAAAUCAUCUAAAAUUGAACAAACUGCUAUGACCGUCGGAUGUACAUUAGGAGCGGGCGCAGCUGGAGCCUAUGUUGCUGCUAGAUUGUUUUCUGCCACCGCUGCUCCUGUCUUAAUUGGUGGUGCCAUAGUCGGAGCUGUUGCUAGUAACCGGGCUCUUGCUAUUGGAGACCUAGUUACCAAGUCAAAUGCUAAUAAUCAGGCAAUAAAGGCUUUUGGGGCGGCUAAUGAGAAGGCAAUUGCCGAUGUGAAGGAGGCUAUUGAGAAGGCAAUGACCGAUUUGAAGGGGAUUAAUGAGAAGGCAAUGACCGAUUUGAAGGGGAUUAAUGAGAAGGCAAUGACCGAUUUGAAGGCGGCUAAUGAGAAGGCAAUGGCCGAUGUGAAGGAGACUAAUGAGAAGGCAAUGACCGAUUUGAAGACUAAUGAGAAGACAAUGGCCGAUGUGAAGGAGACUUAUGAGAAGGCAAUGGCCGAUGUGAAGAAUGAAAAUGCCGAGCUGAAGAAAGAUCUAAAAAAUGCAAUGGAGACUAAUGAGAAGGCAAUGACCGAUAUGAAGGAGACUAAUGAGAAGACAAUGGCCGAUGUGAAGAAAGAGAUGCAAAACUUAAAG